This is a messenger RNA of Amoebophrya sp. A120, 12185 nucleotides long. The record is from the annotation of a GenBank genome assembly. Lineage: Eukaryota; Dinophyceae; Syndiniales; Amoebophryaceae.
AAGUUCACAGGGUCUCAGCGAUAUUCAACUAAGACGAGUUUACCCUGACUCAUUUUGCGGUUUUAUUUGUGUAAAGAAAAAGAGAUUUGAACUUCUAGUAUUCCCAUUUCGUCACGACGGUCGCUACCGAAAGGACCAUACUUUCAGCCUUACUUUACACGACGACUUGGAGUUUUCAUUCUUGCGCUUAGAUCCUCUUGUCUUUCUGCUUCUGGACUGUCCUACGUAUUAUUUUUCGCCAACACAACCCUUCGAAGUCUUUGUCUUAAACAAUGUCGUCCAUGAUCCAGCCCCCCGUGAUGGCGGCGAGCCUGCUGGAGCACGCGCAGCGCGAGAUUGUAUCAAAUGCAAAAAUGUCUGGCUCUGAGAGAUUGCGAGACUUGUCAUGCUUGUGUGGCAUGACCAAAAAGUUUGUAAUGCGUGGCCAAGAAGAGACCCUUUUGCUUGUCAUGCAGCAACGCAGUUUGUCAUGCGAAAAACGCAACACAAAGAAGCGCAGAUAUUUCUCGUCAUGCUUGGCUGUGCAUUACAGAGCAUUCACUAUUCCCAACGCAGCAUUACAAGUUUCCAGACCCAGACACUUUUGCAUUUGAUAGAUUGAGCUUUUCGCCGAUGAAGCUGUGGCGAAGAUCAACGACGACAUGGUCCAGAAGGAGGGCAUAUGGAUUGCAAAAGUAUCGUACUCGUAUAAAUGCAUUACAAAUUUCCUCACCAUGAGAAAUAAAAUUUGUAAUGCAGAUUUGCCUUGGGAACAAGAUUUGUAAUGCAAGACUUGCAUUUGUACGAGUGCGAUACUUUUGCACAGGAUAGGGCAAGAAAACGGUGGACACGCUCAACAAGGCGAUUCCAGCGUAAGAAUUUUUGUUUUUUCUUUUCUAACCACAACUAGGAUACUAUGGCAUUGUCGUGCAUGACGAAUGCUUUGCUUUAUGCCAUGCAUGCAUGACAAAGCGUAAGCGAAUUCAUAAUCAUAUUUCGUAAUUCAAAAUCUCCAGCUGGCUCGCCAUGCUGCUGAAGGAACAGUACGACAUUCUGACGACCCGCAUGACGCAGGCCUUCUCGCACAUGCUACAAGGGUUGCAGGCGGAUCUGCUCGAGUCGGCCAAAGCGGACGACAAACGCAUGCGGGAUUACGUGCAGAACUUUUUCCAGAAACUUUCCAUCGCGGCCGACGUACGGCGGCUGAAGACCCAGAUGGAACAGGCGCAGUUGGACAUCUAUGAGAAUCUCAGAUCGGUUACCUUCUCAACUGUUGCAUGAAUUUGUCAUGCAAAACUACCAUGAUACAUCAUGAACAUGAUCAUCCACACGAUCAAGCUGCUUCGCAUGACAAAUUUGCAAAGGGCUAAACAGCACCUAAAUGAUCUGUGCGGAAUUUGUAAUGCUACAGGGGCAGCAACCUCCCCCCUUUGACUUUUGCUAUUUUUGCAUUACAAAUUCGCGUAACUGUUGAGAAUCUAAACUGAUUUGGGAACGCCAUAACAUCCGGAGACUCCAGCAGGACUACGAAUCCAAUAUCAAGAACGGACUGCAGCCCGAUGUGGAGAAGGCGGAAAUCCAGAUUGCGGACUUGAUUUCCAUAUUCUGAGUAAAAACGUCCCCACCACAGAGUCAAGAUGGGGAUUUUGCAACACAAACCUUGAAGUUUUGGGAACCACGCAUGACAAAUUGCAGGCUGUAGUGUAGUGCAGUUUAGCAAGGGAAGCCGCAUCACAAAUUCAUCUCCUUAUCCUGUUUAUAGCAUUACAAGUUCCAAAACACGAUUGGAAAUUCUUCUCGUGGGGAUGCGCAUGACAAGCGCUCUGGUGCUUGCAGAUCUGCAUUACAACUCUGGGGUGGGUACGUUUUUACAUAGGAUAUUCCAACGUGAAUCGCAUCGAAAACGACAAGAUGGUGGAGGAGGUGCACAUAUGCAUUGCAAAAGUCUGCUCGUACAACUAGUAUAAAUCGCAUGACAAAUUGGCUCAGCAUUACAAAUGUAAUUUGUAAUGCGGAUUUCCCUUUAUUACUAGAUUUGUAAUGCAUGACUGCGAUUACAACUACGAGUGCGAUGCUUUUGCAUUGGAUAGCACAAAUUGGAGGACAAAAUCCUUCUAGAGGGGGAGAAGGUGUUAGACAUUGUCGAAACAAAAACGGUCGCUCUGAAAGCGUGGCAACGAGACAAAAUGAAGGAGUUCCAGGACCAAACCACCGACAAAGUGGACAAGUUCGAGGAGAAAGUCGACGUGAAAUUGAAAACGUACGAAACUUCGAACAAAAACCAGUGGCUCUGGAACGUGCACCAGCACUGCUACGCGGAAGCAGACGCGGAGAAAGACGACCCGGCGAACCUGAUCCUGGACUACAGUACCGCCUCGAUCAAUUCCGCCGGUCCGCACCCGCCGCGCUUGGUCCCGAAAACGGUGUUGGCAAAGAAGCAGCAGUAUGAGCUCCCAACCGAAACAGUGGCGUUGAAGGAGCACAACGUGUUAACUGACACGGGAAUCACCCCCACCGAGUUGAACAAACAGCAAGUCCUCUAUUCGCAAGAUUUCUUCUUCUGCAUGGUGCCCAAUUGCUACUUGAAACUGAUCAUCGGGGAGGAAGUUUGUCACGCGACCGUGGAGGAAAAAAGACAGGCGAGCGCUACGACCUCCACUUCGCAGCCGCGCCGGGUCGUGGGGUGUUACCUGGUCUUGCAGUUUCCGAUAUGCAUUGCAAAUAUGUCUGGGUCUGGAAACUUGUGAUGCAAGUCCGUGAACAAUAAAUGCUCUGUAAUGCGCCGCCAACCAUGACAAGUUUUUUCGUGCUUGUGUGCUGCGUAUUUCGCAUGAGAAACUGCGCUUUUGCAUCACAGGCAAGCGGGCCUCUUGGUGGCCACGCAAUACAGAGUGCAGAGUCAUGCCAGACUAGCAUGACAAAUCUCGCGAUAUUCCAGACCCAGACAUACUUGCAUUUGAUAUCCGAAGGAGGUGGAUUACGAAAGGUCCACGAUCCGUGUCGAGAUGAACAUGAACGGGCUGCUAUCUUGAGUAAAAGCGUCCCUACACCAGAGUCAAGAUGCGAAAUCCACUAUACAAAUCCACCAGCUUUGGUUGUUUCGCAUGACAAGUUUGUCAUCAUAGUGUAAUCCUGUUUAGCUAGUUCAGAAGCAUCACAGAUCCAGCAUAUCCUGCUGAUUCUAGCAUCACAACUUCCAAAACACGAAUAGAAAACGCUUCUCAUGGGGAUGCGCAUUACAAACGUUCUUGUGCUUGCAGAUCUGCAUGACAACUCUGGGGUGGCGACGUUUUUACACAGGAUAACUCCCUGCGAUUUCGGACGGCCGCGGGCCGCGGUUCGUGCAGCAGUUGAACCGCGUGACGGAAAUCGGGUUUCCGAAUCUCGUAUGAACUGCAAAUACGUCUGGGUCUGGGAGAAUGCGAGAUUUGUCAUGCUAGUCUGGCAUGACUCUAAACUCUGUAUUGCGUGAGCGCGAAGAGCUCUCCUUGUCUGUCAUGCAAAAACUAAAACGCAGUUUCUCAUGCGGAGCACGCAACUCUGAACCACGGAAAGACUUGUCAUGCUGGGCAGGGCAUUAAGUUGCGCUCACUCUUCCCUUUCUUGCAUCACAAGUUUCCAGACCCAGACAUAUUUGCGAUUGAUAGCACGGUGUGGCGAACGUCUUGCGGAAGGGGAAGAUUGCGAUCGAACUGUUGACGUUGGAGUUGGAUUUUAUCCAAGAAAAAAACGUUGUUAGUGUAAAUUUGUGAUGCGCAACACGCAAGAUGAUUGCGUCUGUCAUGCUUGGCAUGCGUCAUAGGUUCCAUCAAAGGGCAUUUUCCCGUACUAUCUGCGCAUGACAGGUUUUUGCUGUCAUGCCAGACAAAUUUGUAAUGCUGUUCCUCCAGAAAAGUUACACCUACAAUGUUUUUUUCUUGGAUAGAUUUGAAAUGGAGACUACUACCCGGUUUAAACGAGACGCAAAGGCAAGUCGACGCGCGUUCGACGUUGAACCAGGAGAUUAUGGAAGUGUCAGAAUCGAAAUUGACAAAAUCGAAAUGAUUUGCCAUGCAUAAAAUGGAUUCCAGCUCGAACCCAGUUUCUAAGUUGCGCAUCACAAAUUCUGGUGGUGCCUAAGUCCACUUUGUAAUGCUGUUUAGGCAAAGAAGACAGGAGAUUCUCUCAUGCUGCUUUAGCAGCUCGAGCUAUUACCCCAAACACGCUUACAAUCGGCCUCACUUGCCUGCUCUGCAACACACGUAUUUCGCGUCAUGCAUCUUAUGCAUCACAAAUUUUUCGAUUUUGUCAAUUUCGAUCCUGACAGUUCCAUAGAAAUUGAGAUCAUGAGGGGGCGGAACGUGAAGUCGGUUUCCUGGCAGAUUCCCAACAUCCUGAACAUUUUAGAUUCCCCGGACGAGGAAGUGAGGACGGCACCCAUUAUCUCCCCCUCGUUCACCUUAGCCGGGAUCGACCAAGUCCAGUUCAUUUUCUACCCGAACGGCUACCAACCGGCGUACCAGGACGCGUGUGGGUUGUUUCUCUGCUGUCCGCGCGGGGGGUGCUACUUGAAGGCCGAGGUGUCCAUUGGGGGACUGGCGAAAAACACGAGAUUGUACCAACACGAAUACACGAACAAAGAGUUGACUUACGGCAGGGGGUCCUUCUGCAACGUGUACGACGGGAUAGACAAAGUGACAAACACAAUUGAAAUCACGGCGAAGGUGUUGGACGGGUACCAGUACAAAACGAAGUUAGGGGAGGCGGACAAGAGUAUCAAAAGGAAAAAUCCCCCCUCCUCCCCAUAAUCAAAACGAAGUUUCUGAUGCUGGAUUUGCGUACACAAAUCCGAUUUGUCUUGCAGUAAGGCACUGCGGCCAGAUGAUCCGCAGUCUAGGUGGGAGCGUUUGGGUAUAGUUGUUCAGCAUUGCAAACAGCUACCCUCUAGGACCAGCAGCAUGCCAAAUCGUUUCCGCAAUUGGUCGGAUGCCUCUGCGCUUGUCUUCUUGCAAGACAAACCUGAUUUGUGGUCGCAAAUCAGCAACGCAAAUUUUCGGAAAUAUACCUGUUCAAUAUGGGGAGGGGGGAUUUUUCCUCUCGAUAAAGAGUCUUUUGAAAGUCUGCCUCCACCCGUCCGUGGACGGAAUUCAGGAGAUCAAGGCGUUAUUUGGUGCGGAAACCGACGAUGUGGAAAAAGCUCGGGCACGGCAGGCGUUCCGGAACACCAGUCUAGCGUCCAAAGGGAUCAUAUCGAAUGCAAAAACAUCUGGGUCUGGAAGGUUGGAACCUGUGAUGCUAACUCUGGACUCUAAAAAAAUCUGUAGUGCAUGACCAGCGAUGGGAGUCUAGCUUCUGCUACGCGGAGAGGGCGUUUGCCAUGCGGAAUAGGCAUCAGGAAGCCCUCUAAAAAUCUGUGAUGCUAGGUCGUGCAUUACAGACAUCCUGGGUCAUGCAAAACAUGCAUGACAAGUGCAAGUCUCAGAACCUUCCAGACCCAGACAUUUUUGCAUUUGAUAGAUCAACAACGUCGGGUCAAGUCCGCGGUUGGGCCAAGAACGUAUGGCGUUCUCAAACGUUACAUUCUCAACUGUUACGGAUUUGGCACGGAUUUGGAUGCUGUUUAGCCCUUCGGAGAUUUGUCAUGCCAAGCAGCUUGAUCAUCUACCGGCUCAAGGUAGUUUUGCAUGACAAAUUCAUGUAACAGGUCAGAAUGUAACGUUUGAGAACGCCAUAGAACGGGGACCGUCGCCGGACUCUGAAACACGGAAGAUGAAAAAGUCGCAGUCCGGUUCCCCGCUCGGCUUCGGCGGUCAUUUGUCCAUCGGGAAAACGGCAAAGAACGAGAAAUUCCACCUCUCCCCAAACCAGUUGGAAAAAACCUCGAAGAUCAACAACCAACUGCCCCCGAUUGUCACGCCCGGUGGGCAGUCGUCGCCUGUGAAUCAGAAAAGAGCGAGGAUUUUGAACAACAAACUCGAGCAGAGUCCCAUUCUCGCGAAGGAGCUGAAGCGCCAGCAGUUGGAGCAGAAGGAGAAGGAGUUGGAGAGAAGGAAAAUGGAGCGGAAACAGGAGCAAACGAAUCGGGCGAUGCUGAAUUGGAAAAAGGUGAAAAAGAUCGUGGAGAAGAUGUCCUUAUCAAAUGCAAAUAUGUCUGGGUCCGUCUGGGAGAUUGCGAGCUUUGUCAUGCUAGUCUUGCAUGACUCCGAACAUUGAUUGUAUUGCGUGGCCGCAAAGAGCUCCUCUGGGCUGUCAUGCAAAAACGCAGCUUCUCAUGCGGCGAUCGCAACUCAGAAGCUCACCGGAAAACUUGUCAUGCUCGGCAGCGCAUUACAGUGAUGUGCUCACUAUUCGCUUCCUUGCAUCACAGGUUUCCAGACCCAGACACAUUUGCAAUGCAUAGUCCUACGUCAGACGGAUGAAAACACGGGAGAUGCUGGAUCGGGAUAGAGAACGGGGGGAAUUCCGCUGGAUGAACCAAUAUUGGGAAGAAGUUUUCGGCAACGAUGACGAGUGGCAAUUUGACCCGGUCGCGAAUAAGAAGCGGAAACAGCAGCAGAUGCUUGCGGAAACCUUGGAAGCCGGAUUGUCGUCCCUAUUGACCGCGAUCGGCGAGGUGAAGGCGGAACCGGAUAAACUGCCGUUAUUGUUAAAAAUAUCAAAUGUAAAAAUGUCUGGGUCUGGAAGAUUGCCAGGUUUGUCAUGCACGUUUUGCAUGACUCCUGAUGUCUGUGAUGCAUGCCCUAGCAUCACAGAUUUUUUGAGGGCCUCGCGAUGCCUAUUCCGCAUGACAAAUGCCCUCUCCGCGUAGCAAAAAUUGCACUCCCUUUGCUGCUCAUGCAAUACAGAUUUUUUUGGAAUCCAAACUCAGCAUCACAAGUUGCAUUCUUCCAGACCCAGACACUUUUACAUUUGAUAAAAAACUGUCGGGGACGAUUUGAAGGGGGUGAUGGGAGAGGUGGCGGAAGUAAUGGUGGCGAUCGAGAAUCCUGAGAAUGUAGUCGUGGACGAGGAGGGAGAGGUUCGGGUGGAAAAGAAGCCGGGAGAUUUGAAGAAAAAGAAGAGGAAAAAACAGACACGGGUUGCAGCUGCUGGCAACGAAGAUGUCAUCAACUGUGAGAUCUUAGGCGAAGAGGAGGAGGAUGAAGAGCAAGACUCUGAUGCGGAGGACGACAUUGCGGAGGCGCUUUUCGAAAUCGAAACAAAGGACUUUGAGGUCGAACAUAACGAAAAGUUGAGAAGGCGGAGCCGAAGCCCCAAAGCAGGAACAAAUGCGAGUAGCAAAGCCAACAGUCGAAAGCAGUCGCCGGGGUCGCCGCACAGUGCUUCCAAAUCCCCGCAUGGGGGCUUCCGCGACAACAAUUCAUCUACAAGGCCAGCACCAGGGAUGAAAAGUAAAUCACCGAAAGCUAGUACCUCUGGGAACAAGAAACCAGUCCCAACCGGCGGCGUCGCCAUUCCCGCACAGAAGAAACCGGCAACUACGACAUCCCAAACCGACACGUGGCCAAACCCGCUUCCACCCAAACCGGAAAAUGAAAACAAGCCGAACAUCGACGGGCCGGUCCCACCGCCGGUCAACAUCUACCCGCCGAACGAACCGCAGGAGGCGACGGUUUUGUACCACCCGCAUGGCUAUGCAUUGCAAAUAUGUCUGGGUCUGCAAGAUUGCAAGUACGUCUGCAUCCUGCAAAAAUCUGUGUUGCAUGAUUACCAAACGUUGUCCACUUUUGCCUAAGUCCAGAGGCAGUUUCUCAUGCAGGAGCGGCAUGAUAGAGAUCUCACAGGGCGGUCUGUCAUGCUGGGUCCAGUAUGCCAGACCUCAGGGGUCAUGGAUUUUCUGCAUGACAAGUCUUGCAUUCUUCCCGACCAAGACAGAUUUGCAAUGCAUAAUGGCGAAGAGCACUACCGGGACGAGUUGUAUUGGGAAUCGAAGUAUCACAUGUAAAAAUGUCUGGGUCUGGAAGGGUACGCCGUUUGUCGUGCACAUUUUGCAUGAUCCGUGAUGUCUGUGGUGCAUGCCCUAGCGUCACAGAUUUUGUCACGGCUUUCUGAUGCUCAUACUGCAUGAAAAAUGCCCACUCCGCGUAGGAAAUAGUGGGCCUCUUUUGCGGUUCAUGCAACACAGAUUUUACGUGUAAUCCGUAGGCAGCAUCACAAGUUGCCAUCUUCCAGACCCAGACAUUUUUGCAUUUGAUACGAAGGGCGAAGUCUUCCCCAUCAACCGGUUCGCCGAGUAUUCCCGGCCCUACAACGAGAAAGCGCGACAGGCGGAUGUGGAUUGGAAGGAACGGGUGAGGGAAAAGGAGGAAAAGCUCGGGCGGAAAUCGUUCCAAAUGUCGGAUAGAGACCGUGACAUUGCGGUUACGACGGAAGAAAAGUUUUACGACAAGGAUGGGAAGGAGAUCAUCGAGAUGAACAAGGAAAGCCAGCACGAAGAGAUGGCCCGGACGUUCAACACAACGUCUGUCGAUUUAGAGGGUAGUUCGGAAAAUAAUCCUUUGAACCAACUCCCGACGGAGGUCCAGCAAUUAACUUACCCGGAAGACAAUUCCCAAUUUUUGAACACGACCUAUUUUGAAUACGAUCCGACCAUGGGUUUUGUGUACCAAUUCGACCCGAACCGGUCCGACGGGUUUCCGAUAGCACGGUUGACGGCGGAGAAAUACCGGGAGUUUUACUACGAGGAGAUGGAGAAGGGGAUGAUUAGCUCCGAGAACGAGAAGUCCUUCCCUCUCCCGCCGGCACAUUUGCUAGACACGAUUGAGGAGAAAGAGGAGGAAAUAAGCGGUGCUCAACUACAGCAGACGGCAGAAGGUGGUGAUGGUACUUCUAGUGGAGGUCAAGAUCAUGCACCGGAGGCAAUUGACGCCCCAGCAGCCGGUGCAGCUGCAGCUGCUGGUGCACCUGCGCUGUACUACCCAUCCCCGUUUGCGUCGGAUUCGGAUGGGGAACAGGAGCACGUUGUUGAGCCUUCUGCUUCACUCGGUCAACCAGUCGUCGCAGCCACGAUCUCCGGCGACGCCAGUCCGCGGAUUUGGCGGGACAUCCCUGUACCGAUUACGUCGAUGGAGGAGUUACAAAACGCGACCUUCUCCAACACGUUCACCACGAGCGGGCAGCGCUCCUCCCGGAACACAAACACCUUCACGCUGACGAAUACAAACACCUUCACGUUCUGCUCAAAUGCCGAUCAAGAGUGUGCUCAGGAUGAUGACCUUGAAGAGAACCCCCAACGCACGACGUUUGAUGAGGAGGAAGCCUGCGCCAAUUUUCCUUCCCUCCUCCUUUCCCCCACCGACGAAGCAGGGAAGGAAAUCAUUGAGGGCGAGCAUAGCGAGGUCCUGAAACUCCCAAAUUCUAUUCUCCAGAAACCGGCGAAGCGGGUGAGAACGCGGCAAAUUUCGACUGGGGAGGUUUUAAUUUACGAUGAGUCGCAGUUGAAAAAACUGGUCGAACAGAAAUUUCAAGCGAACGACGGUAGGAAUUACUGUGGAGAGAUGGCGACCAGCAUGAUUGAGGUGGACGACUUCUACCCGCGAGACGACAGUCAUAUACUAGUGUCUGACAAAGCAACCGGGCAAACCAGUUUGAAGAGACAAGACCAGGCGGGUGUCUUGCGCGGGAAAUUGUUCAGUGCGAAAGUGUUGCGGUCCGCCUCACCGAAAGCAGACUCGUUUACGACGAUGAAUUCCCCCAGGAUGUUGAAUUACGUGCCUGAAAAAUCCACCGCGUUGUCACAGUCGCCCAAAUGUUCUUCACCUGGCAGGACUAAAUCCCUCUCCGCCUCCCCGUUGAGCCCGAUCAGCUUGAUGUCCGAGAGAAUCGUGGAAAAGACGCGGCUACAGGCGAUGGAGGAAUUGGAUAUCGAACAGCCGGAGAUGGCGUUGAAAAAGGAGCAAAAUCUGCUGAUGAAACCAAACAGAUUGAUUCACGACGCCAGAAUAAAUACAAGUUCGAACAAGCUUCAUCAUCUCCGCGGCACCGCUUCCGCCACUUUUUCCUCCUCCGCAGCGAGCACCAUGCUGGGAGGUUCGCCUUCUUCCCGCGCCACACGGAUUCUCUACGACGAUCACUUGAGAAAAACCCUCGACCAGCAAUCCGACCCGCGGUUUUACGACACGUUUUUCCCAAAAUCCUACAAAAGGUCCGAGCAGGCGGAGAAGUUUGAUAGAGCCGUGAAGAAAAUCUUGGGGUUGACCGUGAAACAGUUGGUGGAAAGAGCGGCUGUGAAAAAUAACAUCCGGGUUGGGAAAGCGGGCCAGAUUGAGGAGUUUGAUCAGCAUUUGCACUGUGAAGUGGAGGAGGACAGGUUUAUUCAGCAACUACCACUAACAAAAGAGAACCGGGGGCUGUUCAUGAACGAAAAGCAGAAGCAGAUGGAGAAGAAGAAUCCGUUUUUUUCCAGUAAAUGGAAUUUCGGCAGUGAGGACAAAUUAGACGUCAAUUUGGUUAAAGAGGAGGAACGAAUGCGGGCGAACAGGGAGAAGUAUGAAAAAGACGAGGAGGGGACAGUAGAUGCUGGUAAAGAACAAGAUCAGGACAUCAUCGACGCGUUGAAAAAGGCGGUUUUGCUAGGGACAAUCGACGACGAGGAUACUGUGGGCAAAGAACAAGCUGCUGACAAAGCGGAUCAUCCGGACGCCGCAACAGAAGUUUUUCCAUCCUCGGGUGCUUUCGUACGAUCUGCAUCCAAGCCAAAACAACCGGUCCCGCUUCGCGACGGGACGCUUCGCAUGAUGCACGGUAUCGGCAUGCCGGUCCCCGAGGCGAUCGGGCACCGCUAUCGGGAUAGAAACUACAGCCUGCGCAAGCAGAAAAAAUCCGCUGAAGAAGUUCUAGCGGAAGCGGGAACGAAGUUUGACCUUACGACGGCGAAGAGUAAAGUGGAAAGAGAUGAAACACACCAGGAGCAAGAAUUACCUCAUCAUACUGGUGAUCACCCAGGUGACAGCAGCAGUGCGUCGACUUCUGCGAAGAAAAGGGCGUUUUUGAAGAAUCCAAAACGGUCGAAUUCCUUCGAGUUCCCGCGGUCCGGGAAUGAUAGAAAGGAAAAGUUGAAAGACGUGAAGAAAUUCGAAAAGGAGUACGAUCUAGCCAGGAAGGGGGACUACCCUUUUCUGCGCGCCCCGGCGAAGGACGAGGAGUUUUUAGCGCAUAAGUUGGAACUAGAAUUAGACGAGGCCGGAGAUCGAGCGGUGACGCCGGAAGCAACGCGGGCUAGUAUGGACAAGAAGGUGGAGCGAGAGAUUCUGGAGAAAAUCAACGGCAACGGCUCGCACUACAAGAGGUCGCCGUAUGGGAUAAGUCAGGUGAAUUACAACAGCUAUUUGGGGGAAUUACGGAAGAAGGAAAUGGAGCAAAUGUUUCACCAGGACAAAUUGUUCUCGCUGCACCCGAAUAAAGGCGCUGGGGGAACUGGUAGUAAAACAAGUGGUGGGCGUGUAGUCGUGAAGGAGCAAAGCAUGACAAAGUCGGCUAGUACAGGGACAAUAGCAACACAAAGCUCACCUAGAAGUAGUACACAGCGCAAGAGGUUAACGGAACAGAGUUUGAAGGAAGAUCGGAGUCUUUUUCUCCAGUUCCAAUAUCAACUGUAAAAAUGUCUGGGUCUGGAAGAAUCCAACUUGUCAUGCUGAUUUUGGAUUCUAAAAAAAUCUGUAUUGCAUGAGCAGCAAAGAAAGUCAAGCUUUGCUACACGGAAAGGGCAUUUGUCAUGCGGUAUAGGCAUCAGGAAGCCCUCACAAAAUCAGUGAUGCUAGGGCAUGCAUCACAGACAUCAGGAGUCAUGCAAAAUGUGCAUGACAAACCUGACAAUCUUCCAAACCCAGACAUUUUUACAUUUGAUAUCCAAGCCGACGAUAUGAUGUUGAAGGACCGGGGGGACAGUGGGAAGGCGAAAUAUUAGGAAAAGAGAAAGACAUGGAGGACAGAUUUUAUUUAAAGUUUACACAUAGAACUAGAAGAAAAGCUGUGUCGUUUCUGGCAUCUGGCAUGCAUACCAAAUUUACGUUUUUCAAGUAUGGUUUCUUUUUUCAAGCAAUACAGCAUUUCUGCAGCCUACUUUUUAGCUACCCCUCUAGUUUGAAAAUUCUUUCUGUAUAAUUUUUUGUGUUGCAAGAAGUCCAAGCGCAAGUCCAAGUUGUCCAUGCCUCCCAAAGGUACUGCGUAAUUUGGAAAAUGCACGAGCCUAUGACCCAUUCCCAGUUUUUGCCAAGAGCUUGCCGAAG